UACGGAAUUCGGGGACAUGUGGUUUAUCGGCUGCCGUUUUCGUCUUCGAUCGGCGUUCGACCCGUACUCCGUCGCUUGCGAGGCUUUUUCUGAACACUGUGGUAAUCUGAUUCCGGUUGGGGGUGUUGUAAGCAAGAAGAUUUGAUAGGGUUUGCGAAGAAUCGUUUUCCGUCUUGCAAAAAAAAAAAAAAAAGUUUGCUUCUUUGGGGAGAUUUUUGUUGUGUUUUUAGGGUUAUGGAUUCCUGUAGUGGUUUUGUUGGUGGAAAUUCUGCUUGCGACGAUGGUGGCGUUGUGGAGAAAGAUCCGACUGGGCAAUACUUGCGGUAUGACGAAUUUUUGGGGAGGGGAGCAUUCAAGACUGCAUACAAGGCAUUCGAUGAGGAGGAAGGAAUAGAAGUAGCCUGGUGCCAAGUGAAUAUCGAGGAGGUGUUGCAGUCUCCGGAACAGUUGGAGAGAUUGUAUUCUGAGGUUCAUCUGCUGAAGUCAUUAAAGCAUCAAAACAUUGUCAAGUUCCAUAAUUCUUGGGUGGAUGAUAAGAACAAGACCAUCAACAUAAUAACAGAGUUGUUCACCUCUGGGAGUUUGAGGCAGUACCGAAACAAGCAUAAGAAUGUUGAUAUGAAGGCCAUUAAGAACUGGGCAAGGCAGAUUCUUCGAGGCUUGCAUUAUCUGCAUUCUCACAAUCCUCCAAUUAUUCAUAGAGAUUUGAAAUGCGACAACAUAUUUGUCAAUGGAAAUACCGGAGAAAUUAAAAUCGGAGAUCUCGGAUUGGCUAUUGUCAUGCAGCAGCCUACUGCUCAUAGUGUUAUUGGCACCCCUGAAUUCAUGGCUCCAGAGCUUUAUGACGAGGAAUACAAUGAAUUAGUCGACAUCUAUUCUUUUGGCUUGUGCAUGUUAGAAAUGGUGACUUGUGAAUACCCUUAUAGUGAAUGUAAAAAUCCUGCACAAAUUUAUAAGAAGGUUACCUCUGGUGUAAAGCCUGCUUCACUCAGUAAAGUGGACAAUCCUCAAAUCAAGGAGUUCAUAGAGAAGUGUCUAGUUCCAGCAUCUAUGAGAUUGAGUGCAGUUGAACUCUUGAAAGAUCCAUUCCUUGCAACUGACAAUUUGAAGGAGCCCAAUUGUGUUCCUUCACAAUUAGAAAAGUUGGUGAACUUGCCACAGCCUGAAGCAUGUCCUAUGGACGUAGAUACUAACUACCAGAAGUCCUCCUUUGGAUUUUGUAGGAGAAGUACCAAUGAAAUAUCGAACCCUUCAGUUCUGGAGUUACAGAGUUCCACCGAGAAUAAUGAGUUCAGGUUAAGAGCGGAGAAAAAUUCUGAUAGCACCGUCUCUUUAACUUUGCGCAUUGCUGAUACAUGUGGUCGUGUGAGGAAUAUCCAUUUUGAGUUCUAUCUUGAUUCCGAUACUGCAAUUUCAAUCGCUGGGGAGAUGGUUGAGCAACUUGAUCUUCCACAUGAAGAUGUCUCUGUCAUAGCUGAGUUAAUUGAUAACUUGAUCAUGAAGCUUGUACCUGGCUGGAAACCUUCAUCAGAAGGUUCAUCAUGUGGAACAAAUAGUUCAUGUGUUGAUCAUGCUGCACUGCAAAAUGUUCUCUCACAUGUUGCACAUGCGGAGGACCAAGAUAACCAAUCAUCAAUGAUUUCAGAUACUUCGGUUACCUCAGCUGAGUAUGGUGUUCCUACUGCCUCAGGGGCCAGUAAUGUCAAUGUUAUGGAGUUGGCUAAAUACAGUUCAGAUGAGUGCUGUAAAGCUUCAGAUGGUUACGGUUCCAGUCCAGAUUGUAUGGUUAAGGGUGCGGUCAAGGAGAAGAGUUAUGAAGCUGAUUCUGGUGAUUCAUUUGUGAUGAACGAGGCGUGCACCGACAUGUCAAGCAUUUGUUCCUUAUCUGAGCUGUCUCUAGCCAACAAAGAUGGGUACAGUGAGCUAAAGGGGGAGCUUGAUGCUAUUGACAUGCACUAUCGUCGAUGCCUUGUCGGACUCUUGAGGUUGAGGGAAGAAGAAAUUCAGAGUGCAAAGAAGAGGUGGAUAGAGAAAAAGAAAAUUGCUGUUAAUUGAUGUCCUAUAAAUAGUAAUCUCAUUUGUCUUUUUCUACCUGUAACAUUCGUUUUAUACUUGUAAUUUUUUUUUCGGUUAAGAAACUCGGCGAAGCAAAUAAUUCCCGAGUUUUUACGUUUGGAUUUUGGUACAUACAUUUGGUUUUAUUGUUACUAAUGAAUAUUUUUUAAUUUGUUUGUUCC
This is a messenger RNA of Pyrus x bretschneideri (Chinese white pear), 2237 nucleotides long. Its product is annotated as serine/threonine-protein kinase WNK8-like. Lineage: Eukaryota; Viridiplantae; Streptophyta; Magnoliopsida; Rosales; Rosaceae. Bases 235 to 2055 code for a protein of 606 amino acids. The record is from RefSeq and is a predicted model, not a curated record. Gene Ontology annotation, molecular function: protein serine/threonine kinase activity; ATP binding. Gene Ontology annotation, cellular component: cytoplasm. The transcript has 6 exons. Gene Ontology annotation, biological process: intracellular signal transduction; protein phosphorylation.